Anas platyrhynchos (mallard) is the source of this 1054-nucleotide messenger RNA. RefSeq names its product complement C1q like 4 (gene C1QL4). NCBI's taxonomy places the organism in Eukaryota, Metazoa, Chordata, Aves, Anseriformes, Anatidae. The record is from RefSeq and is a predicted model, not a curated record. Gene Ontology annotation, molecular function: protein binding.
UAUCCCUAUCCCCGUCCCCAUCCCCGUCCCUCCCCAUCCCCUCUCCCAGCCCGGUCCCCGCCGGGGCGUGAGGCUCAGCGGGCGGCGGGGCGCCGUCCGCCCCCCCGGCACCACCAUCGCUCCCAAGGGCGACGAGGACCUUCUGGCGCUGGCUGCCUCCCGGCUGAGCCGCAGGAAGCGGGUGGCCGGGGCGGCCGUCGGCGUGGCCAUGGUGCUGGUGCUGCUGGUGGCCAUCCCGCUGCUGGUGCACAGCUCCAAGGCGGCCGCGCACUACGAGAUGCUGGGCAGCUGCCGCAUGGUCUGCGACCCCUACCCCGGCCCUGAGCUGCCCCCCGCCUCCCCGCCACCCUUCCUGCCGGGGGCCAAGGGUGAGCCGGGGCGCAAGGGCCGUGCCGGAGUACGGGGUCCCCCCGGGCCACCGGGGCCAAGGGGACCGCCGGGGGAACCGGGCCGGCCAGGGCCACCAGGACCGCCGGGUCCGGGUCCCGGGGGGUACAUCCCCUCCUUCUACAGCCCCAAGAUUGCCUUCUACGCCGGGCUGCGGAAGCCCCACGAGGGCUACGAGGUGCUGCGCUUCGACGACGUGGUGACCAACGUGGGCAACUACUACGAGCCGUCGAGCGGGAAGUUCACCUGCCCCCUGCCCGGCAUCUACUUCUUCACCUACCACGUCCUCAUGCGCGGCGGCGAUGGCACCAGCAUGUGGGCCGACCUCAUGAAGAACGGGCAGGUGCGGGCCAGCGCCAUCGCGCAGGACGCGGACCAGAACUACGACUACGCCAGCAACAGCGUCAUCCUGCACCUGGACGUGGGCGACGAGGUCUGCGUCAAGCUGGACGGCGGCAAGGUGCACGGCGGCAACACCAACAAGUACAGCACCUUCUCGGGCUUCAUCAUCUACCCCGACUGAGCCCCCCCCCCCCGGGGAUGGGGUGCCGGGGGGGGUUGGGGGGCACCUCCUGCUGCACGGCCCCCACCGGCCUGUCCGCCCCCCGAAACGUCCCCAGGGUGAUGGGACACCCACGAGGAUCCCCCCCAUGCGCACACACACACG